AUGGCUAAUCUUAUUCCGAGAUUAGAAUCGAUACAAAAUGCGCAGAACUCAAAGUUAUCCACAAAUGCAGAGGAUGACCAAUCAACAAACAAGGCUCCCCAGAGCUCUGUCACCUUCAUCUAUGAAGCCAAAAUAGCCGAUUUGAUCCGAAACGUGACGGUGACGUGGAGCAAGAAUGUGGGGAACUAUUCCCUGGUCAUAAGCGUCGAAAACCCGAGCAGCGAGAACCCCUACACCUUCAAGCUGGACAUAAAAGCUUGGCAAUUCUGGGGCAAAAAAGGUCUGAAAUCAUUCGACGUGGACACAAAACGAGUGGACGUGUACUGGGACUUGAGGCAGGCGAAAUUCUCGAGCAGCCCCGUGCCGUCGUCAGACUAUUACGUGGCUGUGGUGGACGGAGAUGAGGUGAGUGUGGUGUUGGGAGACAUGAAGACGGAUGCGUACAAGAGAACCAAGAAGCAUCCUCCUGCCGACGAGCCCGUCCUGCUGUGCAAGAAAGAAAACGUGCAUGGCAAGAAACUCUUCUGCACCAAAACCAUGUGGCAGCACAACGAGAAGGAGCAUGAUCUCACCAUUGAGACGUCGCUGUCCGGCCUGGGUGACCCGGAAAUGUGGAUUAGCAUAGACGGCUUCGAAGUGGUUCACAUCAUGAAUCUGCAGUGGAGAUUUCGAGGGAACGAGAACUUGACUGUGAACGACGUUCCCGUCCAAAUAUUUUGGGACGUCCAUGAUUGGUUGUUCAAUGGGACCGGGACGGGGCAAGGGCUGUUUGUUUUCAGUCCCGGGAAUAAGCCAUCCAAAGCCGAUGAUAAUAACUCAUCACCAGAUCAGAGGCAAUCGCCUGCAGAGUUUUUCCAUGUUAUUUAUGCUUGGAAAUUUGAGUGA
Linum tenue is the source of this 885-nucleotide messenger RNA. The record is from the annotation of a GenBank genome assembly. NCBI's taxonomy places the organism in Eukaryota, Viridiplantae, Streptophyta, Magnoliopsida, Malpighiales, Linaceae.